Molecule: messenger RNA, 1112 nt
Organism: Culicoides brevitarsis
Lineage: Eukaryota; Metazoa; Arthropoda; Insecta; Diptera; Ceratopogonidae
Product: germinal-center associated nuclear protein
Exons: 3
Coding region: 56-1057 (333 amino acids)
Biological process (GO): spindle assembly; centrosome duplication
Cellular component (GO): nucleus; spindle; centrosome
Source: RefSeq, a predicted model, not a curated record
CCCUUCGUGUGUUACUUGUUGCUCCCAAAAUCUGCCUUUUUAAGACUUUUUCAGAAUGGAUGGCAACUAUAUCAAAGGCGAAUGUGAAGAAAUGUGUCCUUUGGGAGAAGUUAAACAACGAAUUCGCGAGAAACUCGUUCAUUUUUACGAAAAAGACGCCAAAUUUGUGAAGGAAUUUGCUCGUUCAGCUGCCGGUCAACGAAAUCAACGUUCCUACGAAUUACGAACCGAAGAUGCUUUAAUGGAAACUGUGAGAUAUUUGUUAACAGAAAUUUUUCAUGAUAAACGUCGUCCUUAUAAUUUCAUGUACGAUUUUGUCUUUGAUCGUUUGCGAUGCGUUCGUCAGGAGAUUGUCAUCCAAAAUUUGGGUCUCAUAACGACAGUGAAGCUGCUUGAACCAACAAUUAUGUUCCUUGCGUACUCGCGUUAUCGUCUCGCCAACGAAUCUUUUCACAAUUUCGACCCGAAAAUCUGCGAACAGCAUCUUCAGGAGUGUUUAAAGAAAAUUCUCGUGUGUUACGAUGCCUUACCUGAAAUGAAAUACUCGGAAAAUCGUUGCACUCUUGAAGCCUUGUACCAAAUUUUCAAUCUCGGAAGCACAGAAGCCCUUUCUCGAGGCAUUUCGUUGCCAAAAAGUGUCAAACGUCAUCCGGUAUUUCGACUUUCGUUGCGUAUCGGGAUCGCAUAUUGGCAGAAAAACUUUUUUGGAACACUAAAAUUGAUGCAAAGCUUACCGCCGAUGCUUUUUGCUGUUGCUUCAUUGAAAUUCGGGCAGAUACGACGACAGAUGAUCAUGACAUUCAGUACGGCGUAUUGCAGUAAGCAGUUGUCUGUUCCGCUCGAGUGGCUGAGAAAGGUUUUGUUCUAUGGCGCGAAAGAAGAGACGUCGGAGUUGAUUGAGCACUUGAGGCAUUACGGCAUUGAAUGCGAUGGGCAAGCAGCGAAAUUCGAGAAGAAAUUCGAUAUGAGCAAAGCGCAGAUCGCAACAGUAUCACACGCGUUCGUGGAUGAAAAAUUUGACUGUGAUAAUUUUGAAAUAUAUUUUCUGUUAAAGUGAUUUAAAAAUAGGAAAAAAUUUAGAAUUGAAAAAUAAAGUUAAAAAAUUCGAAAAA